AUGCUCCCAAAGCUUACUCAUCAUCAAUCGGUACGCAGCAGCGAGCAAACAAUUUUCUAUCGUCUGGCUAAGCAGAUUGAAACACUGCAAGAGGCAAAACCUAAAAACAACAGCUUAUGUAAACAGACGUCUUUGUUUUCAAUCAACACGAUUAACCUUCAAGGCUUUGAAUGGCAGCUUUUUCAUAGAAAAGCAAGACCGUUUACAUAA
Clunio marinus is the source of this 210-nucleotide messenger RNA. The record is from the annotation of a GenBank genome assembly. NCBI's taxonomy places the organism in Eukaryota, Metazoa, Arthropoda, Insecta, Diptera, Chironomidae.